AUGGAUAUUCAAGCAGAAACUUUAAUUACGCUUGUCCAAGAGAGACCUGUUCUGUGGGAUAAGACCGAAGACAUCUAUAAAGACAAAAACUUAAAGUUAGCAGCAUGGCGUGAAGUAUGUUUAAUACUGAAACCAAACUUCGAUGAACUGGAUGAAAAAGAAAGAAAACAGUACGGAAAACAGGUUUCAACUAAAUGGAAUAAUAUACGAGAUUCGUGGCUUAAGACAGUAAAGAAACAAAAAGAUGAGUCUAAAUCUGGAUCUUCGGCCAAAAAGACACGAAAUUAUUUAUAUCACGAGCAAUUAAUGUUUUUGAAAAAAGUCUCCGAACCUCGACCACCACAUGAGUCAGUUUCAAAAAAAGCAAGAACUGAGACUGAACUAGGCAUGGAAUCAAAUUUUCGUUCACCUUUAAUUAAAGAUAAAAGAAAAAUUGAUAAUAAAGUGGUAAAUGACAGGAUGGUAAAGUUUUUGGACUCCAGAAUAAACCCAGAAAAGGAAAACCAUCAUCUGUCUUUCUUCACAGGCAUUAUACCAAUCUUGAACACUUUAACUAUCGAAGAGACUUUAGAAUUUCAAGCUAGCGUCAUGACAAUGUUGCAAAAAAUUAAAAGUAGGAACUAUGAGAGACCAAAUUACGGACAUUGGCGUGAUUCAUAUAAUCAGAUGACCGGACCAGAUCAGUAUUCUGGAUACUACACACAUAAUAGCGUCAAUCAACAGGCAACAACAUCUAUACCAUCAACUUCAUCUCAGACAUCGAAUCCGAUUCCAGCUUCGCCAUCAGCAUCUAGUAAUCAUUCCAUACAUUCCCAAGACUCAAAUUACUUUGAUUUUGAAGGGAUUUAA
Molecule: messenger RNA, 849 nt
Organism: Parnassius apollo (apollo)
Lineage: Eukaryota; Metazoa; Arthropoda; Insecta; Lepidoptera; Papilionidae
Source: the annotation of a GenBank genome assembly